Messenger RNA from Rotaria sordida, 2247 nucleotides. Lineage: Eukaryota; Metazoa; Rotifera; Eurotatoria; Philodinida; Philodinidae. The record is from the annotation of a GenBank genome assembly.
AUGGAUACACUUAAUUUUCGUCUUGCUGAAGAAAAAAAUUUUCAUAGUGAAGUUCUUCUAUUUUCAUUUAAUCCUGAACAUGAUAUUAUUGUUGUGUGUUCAGCAAAUGGCGAUGUUAUUGCUUAUCAAGCUUAUAUUCGUAAAGUUUGGGCAUUAGGUACAAGAAAUCAACGUAAAAAACCUGUUAGUCUAGCAUGGCGACCUGAUGGACAAAUAUUAGCUGUAACUUUUUCAAAUCGUACACUUGUAUUAGCAUCAGUUCAAGAUGGUCAUUUAUUAUUAUCGGAAACUUUACCAUUUGAAAUUCGUUCAUCAACUUGGAUUGAACGUACAAUAGGACAACAAGAUGAAAAUACUCAUGUACAAUUUGAAUCAAUACCUAUUGAUGAUUAUUUACCAGUUCUUGUUGAUUUACCAUCUAUUAAUCGAGCAAGAAAACAUGUGGUUGAUCCACCAGAUGAUCUUUUUACACUUGAUAAACAAACAAAAUUAAAUAUUUUAAUUCUAUUCGGUUCAAAUGAUAUUCUACUUCGUGCAUUUGGUCUUUGGCCAAUACUUCUCAUUAAUCGUUCAUCCUUACCUACUGAUCAAACUCUUCUAUCUGUAACAAUGUCACCUUCUCUUGAUACUCUUUGUCUAUUAACACGUUGUGAUGUAUCAGUGAAUUAUUCAUUAUUUGAAUGUACAUCAUUUUUAUCUGAUUAUCAUAAUGAUUAUUUUCAUUUAACACGUUCACUUUGUCGUAUAAAAAGUUUAAUUUUAUUUAAUGAUAAAAUUUUAACAACAUUAACUGACUUAACAACAAAAUGUUUUUCGGAUUUUCAAGCACGUGUUAAUACAUUUUGUGAAACAAUACGACAACAGGAAAUAAAACAAUGGACAUUUCAAUGUGAAUUAAUGUCAUUAUUAGCAACAGGCAAUUGUUCUGAACAUAUGCAACAACAUUUUUUUGGAAAUAUUUUUGAUUAUGGUUAUGCAAAAAAAUUAGUAACAACUUUUGAUGAAACAAGAAUUAAAUCAAAAGAAUUAAUUGUUAUUUUUGGAAGAACAAUUGAACAUAUAUUUGGAUAUCUUGUAGAAAUUAAAGGUUUACAACAAUGGUAUGGAAAAUUUGAUCAAAUUGAAUUUAAUCCACAAAUUCUUGAAUCAUGUUUAUAUAAUGCUGGUAGUCUUCUUUUAAAGAUCAAUGAAUAUACCGAUUUUCUUCAUGAAAUGUCAGAUGUUUAUACAUUUUUCUUACGUUGGCUUGGUUUUGUUGCUCAUCAAUUACAUACAUCUAAACAUAAUACAAGUACACAUCAUGAUGAACAAAUUGAAUGUACAGAAGCUGAUUGGGAUCAUUUAAUUGAAUUUAUUGAUUCUUAUUGUUCAUUUGACGAACCUGUACUUGAUAUAUUUUCAAUGUAUUUAAAAUCUGAAAAUUUACCCGAAACUCUCAUACGUGAUUCAACUUAUCGAAAAUUAUUUGAUCAUACAAAUAGUAAUAAACAUACAUUUUUUUCACCAAAACCACGACGAUCUUUAUUAGGUGCUUAUCAAGAUUUAAAACAAUCAAUUACAAAAGCAUUUGAAAUACGAACACAUAAUUCAAUUUUUCAAAUGAAUAAACCAUUACCAUUACUUGCAUCAAUACCAAUUGAUAAUCAAUCAUCAUCAACAAUUGAAUUUGAUCAUCGUCGAAGUCAACAUUCAAUUAGUUAUGUUCUUCAACAAAAUUCUUUACAAUUUCAUUUAAUUAUCUAUACAUCAACAAGUAAACAAUGUCUUGUUCGAUUAUUUGAUUUUCAACAUAUUCUUGGUCCAUAUCGUUCAAUAGCAAGUUUUAAACUUUAUGAUGAUGAUAAAUUAACUAUUGUUUGUAGUAAUACAAUAGAUUUAAAUAAUGGAAAUAAUAAUGAAACAAUAUUAUUUAAUACUAAUCAUCAAUCAAAUUUAAUGAUUAUUAGUUUUAAAUCUUUAAUAGAUUCACAAACAAUUGAUUUUAUAGCAAAUAAUAAUACAAAUACUAUUUUAUCAUAUCCAUUAAAAGAUAUACCCUCUAAAUUAACUGUUGAUGGAAGACGCAAUCUAAUUGCUGUGUGGGCAAAAAGUCGAAAGCUUACUACAUUUAUACAUAAUCCAUCGGAUGAUAUUAAUCAAGGUUCAUCUUCAUCACAAAUUCCUAUUCGAAUGGAUGAUGAAAGUACAUUAGUACAAUCUGGUUCAAUAACAACAAUGAUUUCUUCACAAGAGAGUACAAGAUCAUAA